Messenger RNA from Neocloeon triangulifer, 4803 nucleotides. RefSeq names its product disabled homolog 2-interacting protein (gene raskol). The record is from RefSeq and is a predicted model, not a curated record. Gene Ontology annotation, biological process: regulation of GTPase activity. The transcript has 19 exons. Bases 24 to 4049 code for a protein of 1341 amino acids. Lineage: Eukaryota; Metazoa; Arthropoda; Insecta; Ephemeroptera; Baetidae.
GCCGUGCUCGCACACGCACCGCCAUGGACGAGCGUUGCGCCGUGUGCGUCGAGUGUUUGACGCAAGCGCACGCGCAGGCCGAGAUCGUGCGUCGGACGCGACGCAGCCACGUGUACCGCGCGCCGUCCGCCGUCAGUUUCCAGCGCGCGCUUUUAGCGCCCGACGAGUGCGAUUGUUGGCGCAGCGCCGACGCUCUGCAACGCAAGGAGGCCUCCUUUCGUCAGAUGUACCCGGCGCGAUCGCCGCCCGCCUCCACGUGGCGCCGACACGCUGAUGAGGAGGACCCGGAGGACUUUGAGCCCUUUUCAGACAGCUGCGCCGAGUCCGAGUCGAUGCACGACCAGGACCAGUUGGGCCAAAUCGACUUCCGCCUCUUCGAGCCGGCGUUGAGCGACGAGAGGUGUUUUUGCUGCAACCCGCCGCCAAUGAUGCACCACGACGUCGAGGACGAAGACGUCGCCGAAAAGGACGACGACUUCGACGGCUCCAGUUUGCUCUCGGCGGGCUCCAGGACCUACCAGCUCAUUUCCAGCGUUGCGAGAAAACUUUCAUCCGCAUCAGAUAAAGAUCCUCAAAUCGGACAUCGGGCAGCGGGAAACGUGAAGAAUGACCGAGGUGUCAGUCUGGUAUCCUGGGAGCCCUUUUUCUGCGUCCUCUUGCAAGAUGAGCAGACCUUUACGGCGUACAGAAGCGAGGAGAUGGCUAUAUUUCCUGGGACUCCGACACGGCCCCGCUUUCCUCAUUUCAAGAUCGGCGACUCGUUGUUCGUGGACCUGCCGAGGGUGCGACUCGACGGCGGCGCGAAGGCGUUCAGACAGCGUUGGGGUUACGACCCUUGUCCGCCACCCCCGCUGCUCGAAGAGGAGGAAGGUGUCAUCCCUGAGGGCGACGAGGACGAGGACAGCAGCGUUGCUGACUGCACAUCGCUCAGGGAAGAGGGCUACAUGUACGUCGCAUCUCCUGCAGACACUUCUUAUGAGAAAGCAUGCAGCAACCCGCGCAGGGGCAGCGCUCCGGCCACCCCUGUGCUGGGCUCAAGGGGCCUUGAGUUGACCCCCUCCAGGAUUGUUAAUUUCUUCUCCAAGCGAUCGUUCCGCUCGAAUCCCCUAAAACGGACCAAGAGUGUGACCAAGUUGGAGCGAAAGCGCAGCGGUGUCUUGGAGCCUGAAAGCGUCGGACUGGACGGGCCUCCGAGGCUGAGAACCUCGCGCUCGCACGAAUCCCUGCUGUGCGGCCAAAACAUGAUGCAGACACUCGACCUGGCCGCUGACGGAGUCGAGAUCAAACCGCUGCACCCAUCAGUUUUGGGCAGAGAAAACUGCUUUCAAGUGACCACAAGUCCAUCGCAGGGCAACGGCGGCAUUCGGUAUUUCUCAUGCAGAACCGCGGAGGAGAGGGACAAAUGGGUGCACAGCCUUCGAAGGACAGUGCAACCCGACCAGGAACUAAAGCGCAGGGCCGAAAACUCGCUGCAGUUUUGGAUACUAGAGGCCAAAGGAAUCCCAAACAAAAAGAGAUAUUUCUGCGAGCUAUAUUUGGACCGAACGCUCUACGCAAGGACAUCCUGCAAGCAGAAGGGCGAAAUGUGUUUCUGGGGCGAGCAGUUCGACUUCAAUGGACUCCCGACGAUAAACACGAUCAAUGUUCAUCUUUACAGAGAGGCGGACAGGAAAAGAAAGCGAGACAAAGGCAUGAUAAUAGGUACUGUCACAAUUCCUGUCCACGACAUCUCCUCGCGUUACUUGACUGAGAAGUGGUACCCCGUGCUGCCUCCCAUUUCGUCAUCGGGCUCGACCACUAGCAGCAAAGAUUCGCCCGCUUUACGGAUCAAGUGCAGGUUCCAGACUAUUGACAUCCUGCCCAUAGCUAACUAUCAGGACUUCCUGGAUCUCCUGAAGAAUGACUACUUGAACAUUUGCGAACUGCUGGAACCAGCAGUUGGCGUCAAGGCCAAAGAAGACAUUGCCACUGCCCUUGUGCAUGUCAUGCAGAAAGAAGGACUGGCCAAGAAUUUCUUGGCUGACGUUGUCAUGCUUGAUAUUGACCGCGUUGAGGAUGAGCGACUGACUUUCCGCGGAAACUCUCUUGCUACAAAGGCGAUGGAGUCUUACUUGAAGCUGGUCGGUGACUCAUACUUGCGCUCAACUUUGGCGCAGUUUGUCGGCGACAUCAGCAUUGGCCAGGAAGAGUGCGAGGUUGACCCUCUGAAGGUGGGAAGCCAAACUGCUCUGCUGAAGCAGCAGAAGAAUCUCAGGUCAAAAGUGGAACUCGCUUGGAGCAAGAUCCUCGCUUCGCACCAGAAUUUCCCAACAGAGCUGAGGGAAGUUUUCCACACAUUCAGGCUGAGGCUUAUGCAAGCAGGACGUGAGGACAUCAGUGAUAAUCUCAUUUCUGCAUCAAUAUUCCUCAGAUUCUUGUGUCCCGCUAUUCUCUCACCCAGUCUUUUUGGAAUCACUCAAGAAUAUCCAAAUGAGAGGACUGCUCGAAAUCUGACUUUGGUGGCCAAAACGUUGCAAACUCUGGCAAACUUUACCAGAUUCCAGGGUAAAGAGAACUUCAUGGAGUUCCUCAACGACUUUGUCGAGCGAGAGGCACCAGCAAUGAAGAACUUCCUCCGGCAUAUUUCUAGUCCCAGUGCCCGCUGCACUCCUGAAUAUGAUGGCUUCAUUGACCUGGGCAAGCAGCUGAGUGUUCUGCAAACCCUGUUGUCAGAGAGCCUUUCUAAAUGUUCUACAACUGGUCCUGGCUCAUCAGUCCUAGACCGUCUGACCAAAGUACUGGACCACUUGAAAGUGGCCGCCGUCACUCCAGCGAUCCAGUCGAAUUGCGUUUCGAACCAUCACCUGCCUAUUAUGCGCCAGCAUUCCUCUCCAGCGCCCAUGUCCCCAAGACUGGCACUGGUGUCCUCGAACAUCCAGACAAACGGCACAGCCCACAGACAUUCAACCGACAAUGCCUCCCAUAGUUACCAGUCCCUGCAGAGGAACAUCUUCAGGUUUAAUGAUCCAACAAUCGCUUGCCAACCAGAUGGCCUGUCCAUAAAGCAAAUGUCACCGAUAGCCACUCGCGCCUCCACCCUUCCGAGGAACUCUCAUCUUCCGCCUCCUCGUCACCAGGAAAAUGGCCAUCGAUCACCGCUACCAGCCAAAAGAGAAAUCUCGGACGACACUUCGUCGAAUGAGGCAGAUCACAAAGGCAGCCAGCUGAGCAUCUCCCAGCUGUCAAAUGUGGCCUCCUCGGGCUACCAGAGCUUUGCCUACAGCCAGAGCUCAUCUCCAGUUGACCCCGGAACUAGACCGGCGCCUUCAAAGCCAGCCCUGGCCUUCAACAACCCAGUUUACCACAUGCCCACACCGCCACAUCGCAACCAGGUCGGUCUCUCCAGGCGCCGGCAGGAGCCUUCUUGCAGCUCCAGCGAUGAAGACUCAACUCCGCCGCCGAGCCCCAGGCCGCGAUUGCCUGCUCGUCCUCCAGCACCAAGGACCAACCCUCACCAAAGCUCUGGCUGGCGGGCCGUGCAACCCCAGUAUCCAUCGGUGACUCAGUUGAAGGGCAGAAGGAGACAUUCGGACGAAAUUUCUGACGAUUCGUCAGCAGAGGACAGACUCAGCAAUGGUCGCGGCGCCAUCAACAUUGUGCCGUCACCUAGCAUUGGUCCUGCACCACCAAAGACACCUGAACAGUACGAACGAGAAAUACGCCAGUUGCAAGCCUAUGUUGAAAGGCUAGAGUCGCAGUUGGCCCACGCCACCGCCAACAAUGUAGAUCACCGCACCCAGGCUGACUGGGCCAGUGCCCUUGACAGGUCACAAAGACUGGUUCACGCUCAAGAGGCUCGCCUCGAGGCUGUGGAAGCAGCCAAUGAGCGAUUGGUGACUGCCCUGAAUCUGCUUAAGGAGCGGUACGCUUUGCACGCCAAAAAUGGAGCCAUCAGUAACAACAAUAACAAUAAUAACAACAACAACGGCAGUGUCACAAACGGCGCCAUGAGGACACCGGCCGCCAAUCUGCUUGCAGAGCUGGCCGAGUUGAGGAGCAGCUCUUGCUGAGCUUCUCCGAGCUUUUCUGACCGCACUCUAUGUUAGAAGUACAAUUCUUUGUAUAUUAGUGGCAAGCCAAAAAUUUCUUGAAUUCUUUCCCUUGACUAUAAAAUAUUAUUCUCUAUGCUCGCUUCGACUUAGGAUGCCUUGGGCUCGAUAGAAAUCAAACAAACUCUUGAUACUCAAGUGAGAGUUUACUUGACAAGUAAAUUUUGAACCAAAUGACUUGAUGAUAUAAAAAAAAAGAUUAAAAGAACUGCUUUUCAGCUAUACAUAUUAUGAUGCUCUUGUAUCCAAAGCUUGUAUUUCACUCGAAAGACUUCUAUGUAACGGAAAAGGUAUUCUCAGCACAAGAUAUUUCCCCUAUAAUAUUCUUGUACAGCACCCCCAUUGCCCUUAUUUGCCUGUCUGUAUGAUAAAUAUUAAUUUAAAACUUGUAUUAUCUGUAUUUCGCCUAUGCAAAAGAGCAAAGCAAAAUGUACCCAAGUGUAGUGUAAAAACACUUAAUAUAAAAAAUAGAAACCUGUAGAUGUGCUUAUAUUGUAUACUUGUAAGUUAGGUUUACGAUCACCAUCUCUGCCAAGAAUAUCAUUUUAAAAUAUUGUUUCAUGUAAGUUUCUUGUGUAUAAAAAUGCUUGUUUUCAUUUGUUAUCUCAGCGAGUACUUGUAUAAUCGAAGCUAUUUAAUUUUUGUUAUGUUUGGCAGAAUAAUUCUGCCAAAUUUAAAAUUUGUAAGAAAAUAAACCUUGAUCCUCAGUAGCCGA